Molecule: messenger RNA, 973 nt
Organism: Stegodyphus dumicola
Lineage: Eukaryota; Metazoa; Arthropoda; Arachnida; Araneae; Eresidae
Gene: Liprin-gamma
Product: liprin protein kazrin
Molecular function (GO): protein binding
Source: RefSeq, a predicted model, not a curated record
ACAUUUCCGCAGUUAUAGCUCCUUGAAACAAGAUCGAAAGAGAUUGAAAGCCGAGAAGUUCGACCUCCUGACCCAGAUGAAACAACUCUACAGCACCCUUGAGGAUAAAGAAGAAGAGCUUCGGGAAUUCAUUCGCAAUUACGAGCAAAAGAUGAAAGAAAGCGAAGAAAAUAUGAAACAGAUGGUUAAAGAUCGGGAGGAGAUGGAACACGAGAAGUGGAGCAUACUGAAGCGAGCACGGGACGAGGCCGAGCGGGCUGUCUUGCUUUGCACUCAACUUGGACUAAAGGAUGCCCACAUCAAGGAACUUCAAGAGGAGCUGGCCACGCUGCAGGAAAAGCAGCUGACAUCCAAUCACGAUGCGCGUCAGACCAACGGCUUUGGAAGUCCUGGAUCCAUGUCUUAUCGCACGACCAAUGGCAUCGACUCCCAUGGCACACCCACGCCAACACCGGGCUCUGAUCCCACUACGUCACCAUCUUAUGCAGGCACUCCAACUAUUAAUGCACAAUAUGUGGAUUCGACAUCUCCCCACAAAGGCCUCACAAUUCAAACCUUAUCUCCAGAACAUCGCCCUAGUCUCUUGUCGAGAUCUGCCGAGGACAUCUUCAACUCCGAGAUGGGAGGAAUGAGCAGCGUGAAGAAGAAAGCCAAGGAGAAGAAAGGCACCUGGGGUUCCAUCUCUCGAGUGUUCUCCAGGAGUAAAAGAAGAAAACCUCUGGAUCCAGAACUUUUUGAAAACAACCGCUCUUCGUGGUCUCCCAAGGAGAGCGUCUGUUCGAGUCCCAUGAACGAGGAGAGCUACGUUCAGAAACUUCGCUUGCUGGAGGAGACCCACGGCACUCCUAUGCAACACUGGAGAGCUGCCACUGUUCUCGCCUGGCUCGAGAUCACCAUGGACAUGCCACAGUACGGGACGCUUUGCUCGGAAAACAUCAAGAGCGGAAAAGUAAGUUAGGACAAUGAAUUUAUC